This is a messenger RNA of Trichomonas vaginalis G3, 669 nucleotides long. Its product is annotated as galactose-binding domain-like family. Lineage: Eukaryota; Parabasalia; Trichomonadida; Trichomonadidae. The transcript has a single exon. Bases 1 to 669 code for a protein of 222 amino acids. The record is from RefSeq and is a predicted model, not a curated record.
AUGAUAUCUCUUUGUUUCUUAGCUGUUGCUGAGAGUGUCGAAAUAAAAGGGAUAUUUUCUAAGGUAUAUGACGACAAAAUCAUCAUGAUUGAUGUUAGUGGAUCUUCAAGACAACAUAUUAAUGGAUCUUCUGUUUUAACUAAACCAGAAUAUGCAAUUUAUCCAUGGAAUAAAGAAUACGAUUGGUGCUCAAACUGCUAUUAUCAAUACUCGUCACAUCCUUGGAUUUCUUUUUCCUUGAAAGGAAAGAAAUUCAAAAUCAAUGGCUAUUUCAUUCGUUGCGGUUGUUGUUACACUCGAUGCUGCUGUGAAGACGAGAAAUAUGGAUGCUUUGAUUGCUGCACAUACUCAUGGGCACUACAAAUUUCGGAUAAUAAUCAAACAUGGACAGAUGCUCAUAAAAUCGAGAAAGAUGAAUCAAUGAAACGAUGUAAUGAGAAAAGUUAUGACCUCGGGAAAACUUACACAGCUAAAUACGUUCGAUUAAUUCAACUUCAGCCGUGUCCAGGCUAUCCUCCUGCCAUAUCAAUUAACAGAUUUGAACUUUUCGGAGAAGUUGUUUCAGAUGAUUCACUAAAUGAAGAAAAUUUUGUUUCUUAUCAUGAUGAUGACGAAGAUGUAAGUAUUAUAGGGCAUAUAUCAAAGAAUGGAAAUGUACAAUUAAAUUAA